Molecule: messenger RNA, 597 nt
Organism: Phaethon lepturus (White-tailed tropicbird)
Lineage: Eukaryota; Metazoa; Chordata; Aves; Phaethontiformes; Phaethontidae
Gene: LAMP5
Product: lysosomal-associated membrane protein family, member 5
Exons: 4
Cellular component (GO): membrane
Source: RefSeq, a predicted model, not a curated record
CUCUCGCCUAACCCUGAAAAGGACAUUUUCGUGGUGCGGGAAAACCGGACGACUUGUCUCAUGGCGGAAUUCGCUGCCAAGUUCACCGUCCCCUACGACAUGUGGGCUAGCAACCACGUGGAUGAGGGGCACAACACCUCCCGGGGGCAGGAGACUUUUUGGAGGCUCAGCCUGAUCCAGUUCACCUACGACACCGCCGAGCGCACCUACUUCAAGGACGCCGUCGGCCCCGGGAAGCACACGGCCAGCUCGCACCAGCUGUCUGCCCUGGUCACCCCAGCUGGGAGGUCCUACGAGUGCCAGGCACAGCAGACCAUCUCCCUCAUCUCCAGCGACCACCAGAGAUCUGUGCAGCUCUUGCUGUCGGAAGUGCGCAUCCAGCCCUUUGACAUCACCGCGGAUUUUGUCUUCAGUGAAGAACACAAGUGCCCAGUGGACCAGAGGGAGCAGUUAGAAGAAACCCUGCCUCUAAUUUUGGGCCUGAUACUGGGGUUGGUUAUCGUGAUAACCCUCUGUGUUUAUCAUAUCCACCACAAGCUGACAGCCAACCAAGUGCAAAUUCCUCGGGACAGAUCUCAGUACAAACAUAUGGGAUAG